Messenger RNA from Sorghum bicolor (sorghum), 1593 nucleotides. RefSeq names its product ankyrin-1. Gene Ontology annotation, molecular function: protein binding. Lineage: Eukaryota; Viridiplantae; Streptophyta; Magnoliopsida; Poales; Poaceae. The coding region runs from base 1 to 1509 and encodes 502 amino acids. The transcript has 3 exons. The record is from RefSeq and is a predicted model, not a curated record.
AUGUCGGAAGCUGCCGCCACACUGGUGGAAUUUGGGCCCGAGCAGGUGACGCUGGGCACGGAUCUGUUUAGAGUGCUCACCACCGGCGAAGUGCCCCGCUUGGUGGAGCUGCUGAACGCCAGCGGCGAAGGCGGCCCGCAAGCAGCAGACGGCCACGUCGCGAUUAAAGUCAACGGCGGCGCAGUGUCGCCGGGCGCGGGAACGGGAAGCCUCCUCGGCGUGACGAGCAACGGGAACACCGCGCUGCACCUUGUCGCCAGCCGCGGCCACGCCGAGCUCACCGCUCUGCACUGCGCGGCGAGGGCCGGGAGCAAGGGCGUGGUGGCCUGCCUCCUGUCCAAGAUGCGCACCGCUGUCGGUGGACCGGACGAGGCGGCAGCGCUGCGGGCAAGAAACUGCCUAGGCGCCACUGCUUUGCUCGAGGCCGUCCGUCUCAGCCGUGCUGGGGUAGUAGAUCUCUUGAUGGCCGAAGCCCCCGAGCUGGCGUCAGUGACAACUGAGGAUGGUGUCUCGCCCCUGUACUUGGCGGCAGAGGUAUGGUCGGAUGAGAUGGUCCGGCUGCUGCUUCGUCCGUCGCCCGAUGGAACGCCGUCGCCGGCCUCAUUCGCUGGUCGCGACGGACAGACUGCUUUGCACUCUGCAGCAACUAUUAGCAAAGGUAUGGCUCGAGAAAUACUGAACUGGGAACCGGUUGGCCCAACCUUGCUUACCAGAGUUGAUUCGUCAGGGAAGACGCCUCUCCAGUUCGCAAUACUGUAUAGACGACUCGAUGUUGUUGAGAUGUUCCUAGAUGACCAUACAUCAUCAGAGCAAGCUCACAUUUCAGACAACCAUGGCUUAUUUCCAGUGCAUUCGGCUGCUAAGGUGGGAAGUACAAGGAUUAUUGACGUGCUCAUACAGAAAUGCCCAGACUACUGUGAAUUGCUUGAUGAUAAAGGAAGAAGUUUGCUUCAUUGUGCUGUCGAGCAUAAUCAGGAAUCAGUGGUUCGCCACGUCUGUCAAAAUGGCACAUUUGUUACGCUGCUAAAUGCUAUGGAUUCUGAAGGAAAUACACCGCUCCAUUUAGCGGUUAAAUACGGAUGUCCGCGAAUCGUCAGUUUACUACUACAGACGAUGUCCGUCAAAACAGGCAUUACCAAUAAGGACGGCCUAACUGCUGGAGAUCUUGCUCACCGUGUGUUAGAGCGCGGAAGAAUGAACUAUUUCCUGGUAAUACUCCUAAAUUGUAUUAUUGUGUUAUUAAGGCAUUGCAUUAUCGUUCUGUUUCUGCCUGCAUCAUUCUCAGUCUCUGUUAGCUUGCUGUCAUACACUGAACGACUACCUUUUAGAAUCAGAACUUCUACACGAAUUUUGUACAGUGAUUUUCUUAGUUUCACUGAAUUGAUGUUUAGAAAACUUGACCACAAACACACUAUUUCUUUAUUUCCUAACACCAAUUACACACGCACACACACGCACGCGCACAAACAUGCACACGCACGCACGCCCCGCCGGUUUGCAACGCACUGAUGUGCCAAAUUCUCGAUACUGUGCUUACUUGAACCUCAGCUUAAUUUAUACUUUCUUCGUUUAGCGUAACGACACGGUCUCCAA